This is a messenger RNA of Clunio marinus, 9243 nucleotides long. The record is from the annotation of a GenBank genome assembly. Lineage: Eukaryota; Metazoa; Arthropoda; Insecta; Diptera; Chironomidae.
AUGCCAAAAUACAAAUUCAGAAACUUUUAUAAAACUUUGAUACAAAUUUGGCUUUUCUAUUAUUUCCUGAACACUGUUAAAGUGCACAAAUGUCAGGAGAUUGACGAUGUUGAGUUCAUAACCACAAAACCAGAAGAAAAUGAAGUUAGUGAAUAUAAUAAAGAAAUUAGCAAUGAAAGUGAAUUUAUAUUCGAGCCCAUUGAAGAACCAAAAGAGAUUUUUCAUAAUUUCGAUGAGAUUGAUGAUAGAAAAAAUGUGAAUUUAAAUGUGAACAAUAAUCUUCAGCAUGAGAGUGAAGGUGAACCAACUCAUCCCAUCACUCUCACUUCUCAACCAAAUUCCGGAUACACUGAGAGUCCACCAAAAACACCUGACGAAAUGGGAGCAAGACUGGUCGAUGGCCCAUCGCCUCUUGAAGGGAGACUUCAGUUGAUGGUGAAUGGCAAAUGGCGAUCGGUUUGCAGUAAUUCUAGGAAUUGGACAAUUCCUGAUUACGAGACUGUCUGUCGUCAGAUGGGCUUUCAAGGAGGCCGCUUUUGGAACUGGAUGGAAAAACUUCAAAACUUUGAUCCGCGACUUCUUUAUGAAGAGCCGGAAUGUCGUGGCACUGAAUAUUCUGUAUUCGAAUGUCAAUGGCGAAAUCAUCAACUUGGUUCUGGCGUGUGUGAUUAUCACAACGAUCUUGGUGUCCAAUGUCUUCCACUUUUGGAAUCAGCUUCAUCAAACUGGCGUGGCUUACGAUUCUUAAAUGCUGAGUCAACAAGACUACUUUCGAAUGAAAACACAAUCUACGAUCAUGUUUCUUAUUCAACACUCAAACACGUGAACAUUAUUCGUGCUGGUGCUGGUCGCAAUCGAAUGGUCCCUGCUGCAAUUGAAUCGUUUGGUGUUCCCCCGACACUGAGUCAUGUGACAAUCGAUUAUUCAGCUUUCACUGGCAUCAACGUGACCAGAUCUCAAUCAUCAUUCAACUUCCAUGAAGUCACAGUUCGACGAAGUCGAGGCUUUGGAAUUUUUGUCAACUCAAGUUACGGUGCUGCAAUGAUGGAUCAUUGUACAGUAAAUGAAAACGGCGCUGACGGCAUUCGUUAUGUUGGACACGAUCUUAGAUUUGAUGAGCGCAAUGAUCGAAGUGAUUUACGUGAAUUCUGUACACUUGCAAUAACUGCUGGCCAAACAUAUCCAAUUGAACUUCAAGUCGAACAAACUGCGUAUUCAGCGUCAACAAAAGUAUGCGAACAAAGAUUUACUACAAAACCUGGAUAUGUGCUUACCGUUCAUUUUGUGAAUUUCGUUGUGACAAAGAACGACACUGCUGAGAUUUUGGUCACUGAUGGAUCGUCGGAACAUGACCGGCCACUUAUAGAAUGGUCAGUAAGGAACUACACGAGAGUGCAGAGUGUUGUAAGCACGAGAGAAUAUGUUUUCAUAAAGUUCAAAGCACAGCCGAGAAGUCCAGUUCUUGCUUACUUCCGUGUCACCACGGGACUUACAAAAGCUUUUGACUUGAAUGUAACAAACAGUGAUGUGAGUGAUAAUGGUGGACGUGGAGUUGUACUCGAUAAUCUCCGAUCACUUGUACAUAUCCAUAAAAGUUCCAUCAGUAAUAACAAUCAUGUUGCUGGUUUUCAUGUGACAAGUGGAGCUGGAGAUGUGAAUGUGACUGACAGUAAAAUCAGCUUCAAUCAUGGCGAUGGUGUCAACAUAACUUACUACGGUGGCAAUCGAAAUAUCUCACGAAGUUCACUGAGUGCAAAUAAAGGUUUUGGUUUCGCAGUUUGGCUGAAUCAAACGACUAAAGAUCGUGCUGAAUAUCUUCCUUUUAAUCAAACAACUGUCAUUGAAUAUUCAAGAAUCAUCAGAAAUCUUGAAGUCGGAAUUUUGCAUGGAAAUUAUUGUGGCGACUUUUGGGUGAAUAUAACAGGAAAUCUUUUCAACGAAAGCUUUUCAAAUGGCAUUGACAUUCAAACAUGUUGGUUUGAUAAACAAGAAGGAAGAAAACUUCGACUUCAAAUAGGCCACAAUCAUUUUGCAAGAACUGAGAAGAUUGGAGUCAUUAUAAGCCCAGCAUUGAAUAUUGACGGUGUAAUUGAACACAAUCACUUUUAUUUCGGACGUUAUGGUGGAAUUUUAAUUCGAAACGAUCAAUUUGUUGAAUUUUAUGAUUUGUUUCGAACACUGCCGGCAAAGUUUACAGUUCAACAUAAUUAUUUCAUGCGUAACAAAGGCAUGUUUAUCGCAUCGUUAGGUUUGAACUCUUACACAGAUCGUGAGAUUCAUUCGAUUCUUUUCACAAAGAAUUUCGUACAGAACAAUAAAAUUCAAGAGCCAUUUGGUCAACAUGAUGGUGAAGAUCAACCAACAGGUGGUGAAGGAAUGAAUGGAGAAGGAAGAUUGAAUCCGAGAUCACGAGUUGCAGCGCCGAUUGUUAUCUCAUCAAGUAAUGUUGAUGUCUAUCGUAACAUUAUCUACAAUCGUGACUCGAAAUACGAAAUUGGAUCACAAGUUUCAGAUCAAAGUCAAAUAUUGAAUUGCACGUAUAAUUGGCUUGGCUCGAAAGAUGAAGAAAAAGUUUUUGAUCGACUUUUCCACAGAAAAGAUCGCUUUGACUUGGCAAAGAUUGAAUAUUUGCCUUACUUGUUGCAUUAUUCAAAUCCAGGCACAACAUUAAUCAAUCAAUUUCCAACAUACAUUCCAAGAUUUCAUGUCGAAGGAUCAGACAAAGUCGGUGGCGAAGUUGAUGGACAAGAAAUUCUCCCUCCAGGAACUUAUGAAGUUGAACGUGACAUUAACAUUCGUCCAGGUGGUAAAUUGAUACUCCAAUCUGGUGUCACAUUAAAUUUCGCUCCAAGUGUUGGCAUGAUGGUUGCUGGAAAGUUGGAAGCUCGUGGAACUGCACCUGACGAUAUUUUAUUCACUUUAAAACGAGAACCUGUGAUGGUCAACGAAACAGAAAGCAUUGACGGAGAUAUCGAUGUGAAUACUGAACCAGUCGUGCCGAAGAAUCUUCCACCACCGAUUCCACUUCGACUUCUUGGUGGAAAGACAGAACAUGAAGGAAGACUUCAAGUGAUGAUUGACGGUCAAUGGGGAACGGUUUGUGAUUAUGGUUGGACUUUGAUUAAUGCUGCACUUGUUUGUCACCAACUUGGCUUAGCAUUAAAUCCAAUUGAUUGGCGAUUGGAAAGAUCAGAAAUUCCUGGUGCUGGUACCCAAGAAAACAUUCUUCUGUCUAAUGUUCGAUGUACUGAACACGACACUGACAUCACAAAAUGUCGAUCAGAAAGAAUUAAAGAAUUUGAGAAUUCUUGUACACAUGAAAUGGAUGUUGGCGUGAGAUGUUAUGAAGGUGCAUGGGCUGGUGUUCGAUUUGGUGUUCUUGCAGAUCGUGCUGACAUUCAAUAUGUAACAGUGAAGAAAGCUGGAUUAUUUGAUUACACAACCAACGUCUUUAAGCCAGCAAUUCAAAUGGAUUUUGCGCGACAUAAUUUCGAUCAUGUUCGAGUUGUUGAGAAUCUUCACGAUGGCCUUGGGGUUGUUUAUUCAGACAUCUUUGGUGGUGGAACAGUCAACAAUAUACGAAACAGUGAAUUCUCAAAUAAUCUCGGUAAUGGCAUCAGCUUGAAACAACUUGGGUUACAAGUUCAAGGAAGCAUUAUAAAAAAUAAUUUAGGCAGCGGCGUGAGUCACGAUCCCGUAAUUGGUGCUUAUGAACAACGAGAACUUGCUGGAUGGUUCAAACUUGCACCUGACUUCAUUGCAACAGAUUUUAUUUAUCCAUUGACUGAAGUUCCAAGCGACACACAAUUCAUUGAUGUUGAUCAAUUUCAAAUGAAAUAUUUACUUACAAACAAAGCAAUUGGAGAAGAAAUUACUCAAAGAAUCAAAGUUCGUUGUCAACCUGGAUACGUUAUUGGCAUACAAUUAUUAAAUCCAAUUGAAAAUAGAUCGUCAGAAGAGAUUUAUAUUUACGAUUCACAGACUGGUAACUUGAAGAGUGACAUUUUCCAAGUGAAACGUGAUUUGUCAGUGUUUCCUUUAACAACAACAAGCUAUGCGAUCAUUCUUGAAUACAAAAGUGGACUCAAUGCACUUGGUGGUGCUGUCAUGACAUUAAGUUCAAUUCCAGCACCAGCACAAACGAUUUACAACAGAAUUAUUAAAGGACCAGUGCCGACACUUUUAAUGACAUCAACAAAAAUUCAAAACAACUUGCGAGGCUUAACAGCGACUUACUACAAUCGAUAUUUAGGAGAGAAAGGCGAACAUUUCUUACGAAAAGCAAACGAGUCAAUGUUGAUAAGAAAUUGUGAAAUAAAUUAUAACAAAGAAGAAGCUGUGUUCAUUCUUGCGCCGUUUUGGGAUGUUCAUAUUAGUAACAUUUCUGAAGUUACACUUCAUAUCAAUAAGUCAUCAGUUGCUGACAAUGGACGUGGGUUAAGACAGUUUUCAAAAGAUCUUCGUUCAUCUAAUAAUCUUUUCCAUUACGUGCUACAAGAUACAUCGAUGGAGAGAAAUGCAGCUGGUGGAAUGGAGAUCAAUUUGCCUUACGUUUGGCAGUAUAAUGAAAACUUUACUCAUUCAGUUUUUCUCGGCAACAACACUUGGAGUAAGAACGAGAAAUUUGGCAUCGUUAUUGACGGCCAUUAUGCUGAGAUUAACGUCACGGGCAACAAGUUUAUAGACAACAAUUGCCAGAAUGGUUUAAUGGCUUUUCGUGGCAUGGAGAAAAAGCUUAAAAUAGAAGAAAAUCAGAUUACGUCAAAUAUUGGACGGUUCAUGGUUGAAUUCAAUUCAGAUUCACAAAGUGAGAUUCUUGGUGAAGUCUUUGCUGUUUUCAGAUACAAUGAACUUAGAAACAAUCGAAUAGAAAGUAAAAGAAUUCUACCAGGUGGCAGAUCAUUCUUUCGUGGAACGAGAAACAAUCCAAUUGAUCCAACUUGUGUCAUUGGCUUUGGUGGUGUUCAAAGAGUUCAAGUUUUCAGAAAUCUUGUUUCUGAUAAUUUGCAAGAUUAUGAUUUAGUUGCUGGUGUCAAGUCAGCACGAUUGGGAAAUUUCCUAGACGCACAAGAAAACUGGUGGGGUUCGAGAGAUCCGCAAUACAUUGAACAACGAAUUUUUGAUUUUGAUGAUUGGAAUAAUCAUGCUGAAGCAAGAUGGCGGCCUUAUUUAAUUGAAGAUCAUAUUUAUGGCUCAGUUUCAGUGUCAUUCGCUGAGAACACGACAGUUGAUUUGGAUAAUCUUGGCGGAAGAAUUUUUGAAGAUUUAACGUUACGUCAACGUAUGACGCCUUACGUUAUAAAACGUGACAUCACCGUAAUGCCAGACGCGACAUUGAAAAUUGGGGGUGGAGUUGAAAUGGAAUUUGCACCAAAUGUUGGAAUUUUACAAGUUGUUUGUCGUGAACUUGGAUUCGAUCCUUUAAAUAUUUAUUUCGGGCAUGACAGAAGAAUCGAAUAUCACACAAAUUCUCUUACACGUAUUUGGACGUGGGUGGAACCAUUUGAAUGUCAUGGAGAUGAAUCAAGGAUGGAAGAAUGUCCCGAACGUCUUAAUGGUCAACUUUAUGGUCGACGACAUGAUUGUAAAUGGGACGAUGAAUUUGUGUUUGUAGCUUGUAAUGGUGACAUCGACUCAACGCCAUAUUGGGGUGGAAUUAGAUUUGCUAAUCCCGAUUUUGAAGAUCGUUCGUAUGAAGAUCGCUUCCAUGACCGUCGAUCACAUGAGACGAGAAUGAAGAAAGGAAGUCACAUUGAAUACAUUAAUAUUGAACGUGCUGGACUAUUGCAUGGUGAGAAAUCGCCAGCAAUUCAAUCAAUUUCAAAAACACCCGUCAUAAGAUCGAUUACAAUAAAAGAUGCAGCUUAUCAUGGUGUCAACUUAGUGUCACCUCGAGAUGCAAUUCAUUUAAAUCUCAUUAAUAUUGAGAAGACUUUGGGACAAGGAAUCAACGCAAUUUCAUUGACAGGAGAGGGACGUGAAGCUGACGAUUCAAGUUUCACACCUUUACGUGACUUGGAUUUGCCAUACAACAUUUUUUCAAUGAUUGACAUUUGCGAUGUCUCAAAAGUUAUCACAAUCGAAGAGAGAGUUUUAAUCUACUACAAAUACGACAAUAAUCCCGUGAAUUGUGUAAAGAUUUUCAAAAGUGCUUUCUCUGUUAAACCACUCGGCUUUCGUCUGCUUCAAUCGAAUCUCUUUAAUCAUUCCAAAGAAUAUGGACGACCAGAUUCAAUUCAUCUCUUUGAUGGCGACAUUUACAACUAUACAGCUAAACAUAUCGGAUCGAUUUUAGCAAACUCUGAUAAAGAAAGAAGUUUGUUUAAGACUUUUGAACCGAUUUUGAGUGUUCGAUUGAUCGCGAGUGGUGCACCAGCUCGUCAUGGAUUUAUAGCUGAGAUUGUUACAUUACCAACAUCAGCAAUUGGAUUCAAUCGCGAUGCACAACACAACAUUUCAAAUUGUGAGAUUUCUUACACGACCGGCUCUCCAAUCUCAUAUCAUUCUGUCGGCGAAGUUUCACCAAUUUUAACUCUUGAAAGAAAUCGAAUUAUGAAUAAUUGUCUUCAACUUUACGGAAAUUUCUCGACAUGCGAAGCUGCAGUUGAUAUCAAUGUUCAGAACAUGCACUCGUUGUUCUUCAGAAAUAAUUUACUUCAAGACAAUCAAGGCGGACUUUUAUUAAGAUCAGAUUCACGUGGGGCUGCAACCUCACUGAGAGCUUACAUUAAUAACAAUUUAUUUGUGAGGAAUAAAAAUCGACCGUCGCUUUAUUGUGAAGGCAAAAUUGAUGUGAUUGUGUUGCGACAAGUCGUCUCGAAUUUCAGCUUUAAUUACGUGCACAGCAACAUGGGUGGACGAAUCAUUGAAAUUUCCGGAUUUGACAAAGUCAGACUUCCAAUUUAUCAAACGACAGCUCACAAUGGUUUUUACAGCAAUGUUGCUACAGAUUGGCGUGGUCGAACGACAAUUGUUGCUGGAACUGCUGGUCAAAGUUAUGUCGACAAUAUUUUCUUCAAUCCUGACAACGAUUAUGAGAUGCUCACAGUUAAUCGUUCAUUAUUCGAUAUAAGAUUUUGGAACAGCACACGUGACAUUUACAAAACGAAGAUUGAUGCAUCUCACAAUUUCUGGAAUUGGAAUGAAACGUUAGCAGUGAGUUCACGAAUUCGUGAUCGAGCUGAUGAUCCAACACUCCUUGAAGUUCAAUAUCUUCCACUUCAUAUGAAUAAUCGAUCGAUUCUUGAUGGUGGAAAAUGUCCGCCUGGUUGGAAUUUAGUUUUUGACACAUGUUACAUGUACGUUGGAGCUCCGAUGACCUUCCAUGAAGCUCGUGACUUUUGUCGAUCUGACAAUGCUUCUUUACCGUUUAUCCGUGAUGACACUUCACAACUUUGGCUUUAUCUUCAACAACAAAUGCAGCAUUUAAGAUUCGCUGAACAUGUUUGGGUGCAAGAUUACGAUUACCUUGAACGUUGUACUGCUUUCGUUUAUCGAACGGUUGAAUUUGACGAUUGCAACAUGAGAAAUUCAUUUAUAUGCGAGAUUGAUCCGAAGAUUAUCAUCAAUCCACUUUCAUGGCAAGCUGAUAUUGUCGCGAUAAGCGUCAUGAGUUUGUUCAUUGUCGGCGGCAUUUUAUUGUGUUGUCUUGGUUAUCUUUGGUGGGCAAAAUCAAAGACACGUCAAGAACAAAGACUUCAAAGAAGAAACAGCAUUCGUCAAAGUCUCCGCAGUUUAAAUAUGAUUGAUCCACAAGGUGGAUCCAUGCGACGACGUUACAUGAAUGGCAGAUCAACUGAAAGUCUUUCAAAGUCAACUGCUACUGAUUAUAAGAAAAUGUUGUCAAAUGGUUCGAUUGAGUCAAUGGAUAAAAGUGUUUUAAGCUCCGUCGACACAAGUUUCGCUGAUUAUGACAUAAAUCCGAAUCCAAAGCCUCGUUUCAAUGAAUAUUCUGUUCAACCUGCUAAACGUUACUCACCGCCUGAUACUCCACAGAAGACAAAAGUUUAUGGUGUGCCAACAACACCGACUGUGCCAAUGGAUUCAUUCGAACUUUCCUUCCGAAACGAUGGUUUCCGUGACAACUCAACAAUUUACACAAACACAACGAGAAAUAACUCAUUAAGCACUGCCAUCAAUGAAGAUACGCCGAUCAUCCAUCAAGUUGAUAACGAUGAAUAUGGAUCGGAUUAUUAUGGCAAUGCAAGCACAUUGCCGAUGAGAGUGAAGGGCGACAAUUUAUCAUUCCUUAAUGAACUGAAGAAUCGACUGCCAGAGUAUGAAGAGCCGAGAAAUAGUUCAGGUCACAGCAGCUUUUUGCCAUCGAAUAAUGAACCAUCGUCGAGUAAUGAAGAAGUCGUGGAAACGACUCAAACAAGACGACCAAAUGCGUUCAUCGCGCCUCCUCCAGAACAUGUACGAAGACCAGAUUCGUACAUGAAGGCUGUUAAGAAAACUCCAAGAGAUUCAAUCAUUCCAAAGAGUGAGUAUGGCAGACCAAGGACGGUUUAUGAGUCAUCUCAAGAGCCUCAACGUCCUUCUGUUCCACCUCCACCACAACCAUAUACAAGAUCGAAGUCGGAAGCUCUUCUCGAAACGAACUUCGACAACGAUCCAGUGCCACCAAUCAUUCCAUUAUCAUCAGACAGUCGAAGUCAUAGUCAACCUUUAGAAACUGAAUUUUAAUCAAAGCAAUAAGUUUAAUUUCAUUUGUGUUCAUGACUUCAUUAAGACACGGAAUGCCUUUCAAUUGUGCUUUAAAUAUUGACAGCAGCCUUAGGCAUCAAACAUUCUUUAAGAUUUUUCUAAGACAAUGAAAGAAAGAAAAACCCCCCAAUGUGAUAUAAAAUUAAAUUUUUAUAUUGUUACAUAUGUGUAAAGCAGUAGCUCACAUUUGAGCGUCUAUCGUCUAUUAAAUUAAAUAAACAUUUACGUCCUUAACUAAGCACAACUUUCCAUUCCAUUAAUUAAUUAUUUAGAUAAAUGUGCAAGUGAAAUUAGUGCAUUAUAAAUGUCGUAAUGUUAAGUGUUAAUUUUAAGUAGAUAGGAUUGAAAUUAAUUUUCUCUUUUUAUGUCGUUUAUAAAAUUAUCUUACUUAAGAUUUUUAUUUUUAAAUCGUACGAAGAACUAAAUAAAUUUACGAUGAGAUUAAAUUUUGUUUGUCUCACGAUUUUGAUAUAACAAAUAUUGAAAUUUCCAACUUCACUUCAUCACAAUUUUUGUAGACUUUGAAAUAUUUAUUUC